Molecule: messenger RNA, 2036 nt
Organism: Engraulis encrasicolus (European anchovy)
Lineage: Eukaryota; Metazoa; Chordata; Actinopteri; Clupeiformes; Engraulidae
Exons: 10
Coding region: 49-1194 (381 amino acids)
Biological process (GO): Golgi organization; autophagy; COPII vesicle coat assembly
Cellular component (GO): ER to Golgi transport vesicle membrane; endoplasmic reticulum exit site
Source: RefSeq, a predicted model, not a curated record
UCACUCUGUCAAGAGGUUUUCGAUAGCGCGUGCGAUUAUUAUUCGGCGAUGAACGCCACUGGAUUUGAACCCCUUUCACCUUCGGUUCACGCAGAGUGGGGGGACAGGAGAAGGUAUCAGAGAGAUCAGCACCAGGUGAAGAAGAUACUUGAAGACAAUCCAACAUAUAUUGAGGAGGACUAUUGCACCAAGGUCUGGAAAGUGGCCCAGGAGGUGUAUGGCGAGGCCCGGUGCCGGUGGCAGCGCUGCCUGGUGGAGGAGGAGAGAGGUGGUGCUGCACUGACCUGGGGUCUGAUUGCGCUCACUUAUGAGAAAGAUGGAUGGGUCAGUUGUGAGGACAUUCCUGUGCUGAUGUUUGGUAGAUUAGAUUCCUCAGGCGUCAAUGUGAGGAGAAGGUCUGGGCUGACCGAGCUGCUUAUUCAUGGCAGAUUUGAGGAAGCUCUACGCUUUGCCAAGAAGGAGGGCCUAGGGCAUCAUGCCCUUCUGCUCUCAAGCACGGUCGUACAAAUACACGAAGGGUCAUUUAAAGAAUACAUUGAUUGCCAGAUACAAGGUAUGGACAACAGUAAUCCCCUGAAGACUUAUUACAAGCUCAAGUCAAGGCAAAUACCCUUUGAUGACUGGGGCUCUGAAUGUAAGGACUUGGGGGACUGGCGUCAGCAUCUGGCCAUGAUCCUGGUCCACUCUCCUCACUAUGUAUAUCGCCAAGAGAGCAUCGCAAGGUUGACAGACAUUCUGGACUCCAUUGGACAGGCACAGGCUGCCCACUUCUGCCAGGUGGUAGCACAGCUGGAGGCGGACCUCCUUCGGGGAUAUUGGCCAGAGGAGAUGACUAAUUGGCACAAGGACCUGGUCUGGAGGGAGAAGGAGAUGGCCUCCAUAACAACACACAAGCCAAUCAGUCUCAACGUGCGGCCUGGUGUAAAGCGAUUGGGCAACAUGAAGGCCCAGCCUCUCCGCCGUCUGCGGACUCAGCAGUUUGAGAUGAUGCAUCCGGCUCCAUCCACUCAGCCUUCCAUCAGUCUCAAUCUGGCUGCAAAGAUCGAUGGCCAGAGAGAGACUGAAGAGAUGCCAGAGGCUGAGAAGACCUCAGCGCCCACUGAGGAGAGGGCUCCCACUGAGAAGAAGAGGGAGAAAUCACCCAAAAAGAAAUUUUGGCACAGAUUUUUCUGUGUAUGGAAAGUGGAGGACUGAACUCACAUCCUCCUGAGUCUUGGCUAAUGGGAAACAAUAUGAUUCAAACCUGGAAUGGGAAAUCUGUAAUUGGACAAUGUGCUAUGAGAUUCAAACUUGGACAAUUGGCAAUCUGCCAUGGGAGCCGAAGCUACAAAAUCAACCACUGGGAAAUUGGCCGUUGGGAAACCCUGUAGUGAAGGAGAGUAGAGUUGCCCCGCCGGGACUCAAACCCCAGCCUUCAGGGUACUAACUAAACUAUACCAAAGAGCCAAGCAAUGUGAUGGAAUGACCAUCACUAGGACUGUGGGUGUGUUCUGACAGUCACACCAACGAGCCUGGCUCUUUGGUGUAGCAGUCUGAGCGCCAAUUUACUACCUCAGAAGGUCUGGGUUUGAGUCCCAGCUGGGCAACUCUACUCCCCUUGGCUACAAAACCAAUGAAAUUUGAACCUGCCAUGACUACGGAACCUAAUGGGAUUAAAACUCGCAAAGACUAUGGAAAAUCUGCAAUUGGGAAAACUGCAAUUGGAUUCAAACCUGGAAAGUCAGCCAUUUGGAAAUCUGCAAUGGGAUUUGAACCUGUAAAUUGGCCAUUGGGAAAUUUUCAAUCAGAUUAAAAACUGUAACAACUAUGAGAAACCUUCAGUGAGAUUCAGACUUGCAAUAGCAAUGGGAAAUCUGCAACAGGAUUCAGAUUUGAAAUGACUAUGGAAAAUCUGCAAUGAGAUUCAAACUUGGACAAUUGGCAAUCUGCAAAGGGAGCCGAACCUACAUCAGCAAAUGGGAAAUCUGUAGCGAAUGAGAGUGGAGUUGCCCCGGUGGGAUUUGAACCCUGGCCUUCCGGGUACUAAACUGGGGCUC